GUUGAGUUUUGUUUUGCUACGAAUUAAUGUAACCAUCGAUAGUAGCGAAGGGAGAAUUAAGAACUUUAUUGCCUAAUAGUGCGUUAAGGUGCUUAUACAAGGAAAUUAAGAAAAUAUGGUACUGAAGAAGCUGGCCAGAUGAAAUCUAUGGCUCCCGCGUCCAGGGGCUGACAAAAUGUUGCCUCCUGGUUUUUUCAUAUUCUGCUCUCUGCUGACGAGCUCAUUAUGUGUUAUAGCACCGCAAAUACCAGACUUCAAAACCGGUGACAGCAAGAUAAUCAACGGGCCAUUCUGGCACGAAGUAUUCACAGAAAUAUACGAGGACCCUGAGGAGGACGUCUCGACGACGACAUCGGAACCACUACCCUUCUUCGAAGAUGAUGCCUCGACGAAUAACGUCACGGCGCAGUUGGGGAGUCGUGUUUAUCUGCAUUGCAGAGUUCAUGACUUGGGAGAGAAGACGAUAUCCUGGGUACGUCGGAAAGGCGAAGACUUACACCUACUCUCCUUCGGCCGGCACACAUAUUCCGCCGACUCGCGCUAUUCACUCGCCUUCGAGCAGCCAAACGACUGGCGCCUGCUCAUACAGUACGUGAGCGAGAGAGACGAGGGAUACUACGAGUGUCAGAUAUCCACGCACCCGCCGCUCGUUAGACGCGUGCAUUUGAGUGUAGUUGUGCCAAAAGUUGAGAUCAUAGACGAGCGUGGUCGACCACUACAAGACAAGUUCUACAAAGAAGGUUCUAUAAUAGAACUGCGUUGUAUUGUGAGUGAAGUGCCACAACCAGCAAGACAGGUGAACUGGAAGCAUGGGGGGAGGUUACUGAACUAUGACACGAAGAGAGGGGGGGUUAGUGUGAAGACGGAAGCCACGGCGAACGGAGCUCUCUCCAGACUGUAUAUAGCUAACGCUAAUAGAAACGAUUCUGGUAACUAUACAUGUUCGCUCGCUGACGUUGCCGCGUCAGCUGUUUCUGUUCAUGUGUUGAGAGGCGAGAAUCCUCUAGCGAUGCAGCGCGGCAACGCGUCGAUGUUACAUCCAUCGCUUGUUAUGUUCUUUGUAUAUAUCAGCUGACGUUUGUUAAGCGCGUAAUGUACUACGCGCUGUGUAUAAAUAGUCGUAGAUAGAUUGUAUCGAUUGGAGCUCUUGGUGGGUUAGGUUGAGAACUAAUUUGUUUGGGUUUAAAAUGGGUUUUAUGAGCGUAUUUUUCGUGGA
Colias croceus (clouded yellow) is the source of this 1216-nucleotide messenger RNA. RefSeq names its product titin homolog. The record is from RefSeq and is a predicted model, not a curated record. Bases 176 to 1075 code for a protein of 299 amino acids. Gene Ontology annotation, biological process: synapse organization. Gene Ontology annotation, cellular component: neuron projection membrane. The transcript has 9 exons. Lineage: Eukaryota; Metazoa; Arthropoda; Insecta; Lepidoptera; Pieridae.